Messenger RNA from Acanthamoeba castellanii str. Neff, 741 nucleotides. RefSeq lists its product as uncharacterized. NCBI's taxonomy places the organism in Eukaryota, Discosea, Longamoebia, Acanthamoebidae. Bases 1 to 741 code for a protein of 246 amino acids. The record is from RefSeq and is a predicted model, not a curated record. The transcript is spliced from 4 exons.
AUGCGCACCUACUCAGCCAGCGCCCUUUCGCUCCUCCCACAUUACAACAGCAAGACAAUCUUGCAGAAGCACGCCCUCUACACCAUCACUAAAGACGGCAGUGUCACCGUCAGUUACACUCGACGGGUGUGCCUGCUGGCAUCACGACCGACAGCCCGCGACUUCACGACCAUCCUUGGGCACGCGCCCAUCGACGUGCCCUGCAUCGUCGCCGACAAGGCCAACAUCGAGUCGCUGGCACAGACCCAACUCAACGAACCACAGCUGGGCAUCUAUGCGGGGGUGGCCCACGCCCUCUAUCCAUUCCCCGUGGGCAGUGCCGAGGAUCACGAUUUCCUUUCAAAUCACAAGAGCAUGUACCAGAAUCCAGGGAUCCACACGCAGUUUUGGCCAAUCCUGAUCCACAAGCUCGCCACCCACCAGCAUGUCAACAAUCUGUCGCGUCAGCAGAUCUGGCUCGAGGACGAACGCGGCCUCCUUCGGUGUGGAACCGAUCGCCCGUGGUUGCCCAUCGCCAUUGACAUGAGCCAGUCCAAGCAUGGUGGCGGUCACGCCAUCCUGCUCCUCGUCAACCUCGCGUUGGGCCGCGCCUACCUCUUCGAACCCAACGGCGCCGGACUCACCGACGACGAGCUUGGGGGCGUGGUUCUGCCACCCAUCUACCGGAUGCUGUGGGUCACCACCCAGUUCAUCGCCAACGCCGACAACCAUGUGCUCAGCCAGGGGCCACAGAAUCUGUAG